AUGGCUUCGAAACUACUUCCCUUCACCCUCCGGCACGCCGGCCGACAAUAUCUCCCACAGAUCUCUUCCCGGCAAUGUCGAACAUUCACAACCGCUUCACCGCUUAUGAGUGAUGUCCUCCAUGUUCACCGAAACACACCUACCAACAACCCGACCAUUCCAUUCAAAUUCUCCCAGGAAAACCUCACUGUUAUCGAUGAAAUCCUUAAGCGUUAUCCUCCUCAGUAUAAGAAAGGUGCAGUUAUGCCGCUACUAGACCUUGGGCAACGACAGCAUGGAUACACCAGCAUCAGCGUGAUGAACGAGGUUGCGCGCAUGUUGGAAAUGCCACCCAUGAGAGUAUACGAGGUUGCUACCUUUUAUACCAUGUACAAUCGCGAGCCGGUCGGAAAGUACUUUGUUCAGAUAUGCACCACCCUCGGCGGUUGCGGAAGCGAUAAGAUCGUCAAGGCUAUAACGGAACAUCUCGGUGUGUCAUCACACGGUGCAACAACCCCAGAUGGUAUCUUCACCGUCCUUGAAGUCGAAUGUCUCGGAGCCUGCGUAAAUGCGCCAAUGGUCCAGAUCAACGAUGACUACUAUGAGGAUCUCACACCAGAAACUACGAUCCAACUACUCGAUGCUCUCAAGGCUAGUGCCGUAGCUGCAGAGAACGGAACACAGUCCAAUGUAAAGGUCCCACCGCCAGGGCCAUUGAGUGGCAGAAAAACCUGCGAGAACAGCGCAGGCUUGACAAGCUUGACUGAGCCUCUUUGGGGAAAUGAAACUUUGAGAAAAGACGGAGAGUUGUAA
This is a messenger RNA of Microsporum canis CBS 113480, 792 nucleotides long. RefSeq names its product NADH-ubiquinone oxidoreductase 24 kDa subunit. Gene Ontology annotation, molecular function: NADH dehydrogenase activity. The coding region runs from base 1 to 792 and encodes 263 amino acids. NCBI's taxonomy places the organism in Eukaryota, Fungi, Ascomycota, Eurotiomycetes, Onygenales, Arthrodermataceae. The record is from RefSeq and is a predicted model, not a curated record. The transcript has 3 exons.